Messenger RNA from Stomoxys calcitrans (stable fly), 1565 nucleotides. It is a transcript of the gene Gadd45, whose product is annotated as growth arrest and DNA damage-inducible protein GADD45 alpha. Gene Ontology annotation, biological process: regulation of cell cycle. The coding region runs from base 160 to 660 and encodes 166 amino acids. The transcript has a single exon. The record is from RefSeq and is a predicted model, not a curated record. Lineage: Eukaryota; Metazoa; Arthropoda; Insecta; Diptera; Muscidae. Gene Ontology annotation, cellular component: nucleus; cytoplasm.
CAAAAAAACAACAGAGACUAUACAGCCGCAAAUAAGAGCAAGAUAAAACCACCUACAACAAUUAAACCAAAAGUGUCUAUCAGUGUAUCAACACUCGAAGCUAAUUCAACAAAAAUUAAUACGGAAGAGCAACACAUAAUUUGCACCCAAGAUAACAAAAUGGUUGUGGAAGCUAUGCAGAUUCAAUCCUAUCAUCAUCAACAACAGCAACAAACUCCCACCAAUCCCAUGGAUAUUGCAAUGGAUUACUCUAAAAUCGGACGCACCAUUAAGAGUGCCCUCAUGAAGGCCCAGACAGAGUCCCGUGUCAUUGUGGGCCUAAGCGCCGCCAUCAAGGUGCUCUCAAAGGCCACCGAAGGUUCCCUCUUCUGCUUGAUGGCAGUGCCACAAGCCGGCGAUUCGGCCACACACAUGCAUGAAGUCUUGCUGGAGGCGUUCUGCUAUGAGAACGACAUCUAUGUGAUCAAAGUCGAUUGCCCCAUAAAACUCAGCCGCAUUCUGGGCAAGACCAAUGUGGAAUCCUGCUGCUUGGUACAAAAGACCUGGACUGGCGAUCAAACUGAAGAAACUUUAAAUAAGCCCGAAUCAUUGCUGGUGGACUUCUGUGAAGCCCAUUGGGAUGCCAGCGAAAAUCCAGUGAUUCAACUACCCAAUGUGUGAACUACCCCCGCACACGCAAUUUGGAAAUUUCUCCCCUUAUAGUGGGGGGAUGUACCCUCUACACUACUUGAGUAAGGUAUUAAACCAAGUGAGCGCUGAAAACGUUUGGACCCAUUUGACGACUGUACAAAACGAUCUGCGUACUGGCGAUCAAUCCGACGUUUAUGGUGUUCAUUAAAACUAAAAUAUCGACAACACUUUUGAAAUACAACAAAAAACUGGAGUAGCAGCCAUCAUGCCGUCAACAACAACAGACAACGCACUGCAGCAACAUCAACAGCAGCAAGGUUGUCUACAUUCUCCAGGAACAGUCUGAAAGCAGGCAGUAACUGCAAGCAGCUUUAGAUUACAAUAUUUAUAGUGAAAACAAAUAUUAGAUUUAUAACAACAAUUUCAUCAUCACGAGCUAAGAAAAAAGACUCGUUUUAAUAAUCAAUGGGUCUCCCCAGCAGCAGCAGCGGAAAGCGAAGCGGAGAAGAGAAGUAAGCUGGCCCGGCAGCUGUCAUAGGCUUAAUAGAAAAUCACAUUUAAUUUUAAUUAAAUCUAAGCUGAGAACAUUUUGUUAUUAAGCUAAAUUACCUACCUAUACGAAAUGGAAACAAAAAAAAAAAAAAAAACAAAAAAAUAGCAACAAAUCAGUAGAAAAUUAUGUUAUUGAAAAAGCGCAUUUUCGCACUCAGUGGAGAAGAAAGAAGAAAGCAAGAAAACGCAAAAGCAAAAAAUUGUUAUUAUUUUAUUAAUUUGUUAGAAGCAAAUAGAUUUUACGCAUUGAGAAUAAUUUUUGUUUACACAAAGAAAAAGUAUUUGUUAUGUUAGCUUUUCGUAGGCAAUCAAUUUGUUAAUACCUUUUUGUUUAAAAAAAAAGAAAAAAAAAAACAAACCAUUAUCAUCCUUAAAGAAAAAAA